AUCGAGAGCAGUGGAAGCGAGGGUCAGUCUUACUGUACAGGCCCAGCCGCAAGUUUUGGCGCCCACCUACCCACCUGGCAGGUCAGAUUGGCGGACAUGGAGGCUGGUCCCCACAGGAGGAUGGCUCAAGAGGAGGGCAAGAGCCUGCCCGAGGUGCAGGCACGAGUCAGAGCCUCGCAUGGCAUCACCGACCUGACCCACAAGCUCCAAUUCUAUGACCACUGGGCUCCGGACUAUGACCAGGAUGUGGCCACGCUGCAGUACCAUGCCCCCCGCCUCGCAGUGGACUGCCUCACCCAAGCCCUUCCGGGCCCACCCCACACUGCCCUGAUCCUGGAUGUGGCCUGUGGCACCGGCCUAGUGGCUGCAGAGCUGCAGGCUCGGGGCUUCCUCCAGCUGCAUGGGGUGGAUGGGAGCCCAGGAAUGCUGAAACAGGCCCGGGUCCGCGGCCUCUACCAGCACCUCAGCCUCUGCACCUUGGGCCUGGAUCCUCUGCCCAGCGAUGAAGGGACCUUUGAUGCAGUACUGAUGGUGGGUGCCCUCAGUGAUGGCCAGGUGCCCUGCAGUGCAAUACCUGAGCUCCUGCGAGUUACCAAGCCAGGUGGGCUGGUGUGUCUGACCACCAGGACCAACCCAUCCAACCUUCGAUACAAAGAGGCACUGGAGGCCACCCUGGACAGGCUGGAGCAGGCUGGGGUGUGGGAACGCCUGGUGGCCUGGCCGUGGACCGGUGGGAACUGGCCACCUCGGAGCUCGAGCUGGGGCCUGGCGCCUCUGACAGCGAUGGCUUCAUCUCCGGCAUCGUCUACCUGUACCGCAAACAGGAGGCAGGUUGAGGGAGCAAGUCCCAGCACCUCGCCCCCAUCUGGCCUCUGAUCCUCCCUGCGGCCUCGGCCUCCUCUGCUUUACCUGUGAAGCGGGGCCACUGUGCCAGCCCUGCCCCUUGGGGGAAGCUGUCCCUAUUAAACGAGCCCCAGAAGGGGCAGCAGAA
Vicugna pacos (alpaca) is the source of this 991-nucleotide messenger RNA. NCBI's taxonomy places the organism in Eukaryota, Metazoa, Chordata, Mammalia, Artiodactyla, Camelidae. The record is from RefSeq and is a predicted model, not a curated record.